This is a messenger RNA of Colletotrichum chrysophilum, 1428 nucleotides long. RefSeq lists its product as uncharacterized. Bases 1 to 1428 code for a protein of 475 amino acids. The record is from RefSeq and is a predicted model, not a curated record. Gene Ontology annotation, molecular function: metalloexopeptidase activity. Gene Ontology annotation, biological process: proteolysis. Lineage: Eukaryota; Fungi; Ascomycota; Sordariomycetes; Glomerellales; Glomerellaceae. The transcript is spliced from 4 exons.
AUGAAGACCACCUCCGCCCUCGCCGCGGCGCUCUUCGCGCUGCGGUCCUUCGCGACCGACCCCCUCACCGCCGACAAGGCCGAGGCCGACAUUCUGACCACGGAACUCGAGCGCAACCUCUGGAACCUGAACAAGAUUGCCAAGGACAACGGCGGCAACCGUGCCUUCGGUCUUCCGGGUUACAAGGCGUCGUCCGACUACAUCCUCGAGCGUGUCCAGGGCCGCUUCCACAAGCAGCUUGACACCAAGAUUCAGUACUUCAACCACACCUUUGCUCAAACUCGUGAGAUCAAGGUCACUGGUCCCGACGCCGAGGAUGUCUACGUCGUAGCCCUUCAGUACAACCACCCGACCUCGCUCCCCGACGGCGACACCGCACCCCUCAUUGACACCCCCGUCGAUGAUGAGCGAGGCUCUGGCUGCUUCGCCGACCAGUGGGAAGGUAUCGAUGCCACCGGCAAGCUCGCGCUCGUCAAGCGCGGUGUCUGCGCCAUCUCGGACAAGCUCAAGCUCGCCAAGGCUGCGGGUGCCGUUGGUGUCAUUCUCUACAACCAGACUCCUGGCACCAACAUCGGCUCUGCCACCUUGAGCGCCGAGAAUCUGGGCCUGCUGGUGCCCGUUGGUCUUAUCCCUCUCGAGGUUGCCACCGCCUGGCAAGAGCGCCUCAAGGCCGGCGAGACCCUCGAGGUCACUCUCCUCGUUGAUGCCGAGUGGGAUGAGCGCGAGACCUGGAACAUCAUCUCCGAGACCAAGGAGGGCGACCCCAACAACGUCAUUGUCCUCGGUGCUCACUUGGACUCUGUCCAGGCUGGACCCGGUGUUAACGACGACGGCUCCGGUACUAGCGCUCUCCUUGAGAUCGCCGGCUCCUUCAAGAAGUACUCGGGCUUCAAGAACAAGGUCCGCUUCAUCUGGUGGGGCGCCGAGGAGAGCGGUCUCGUCGGAUCUCUCUACUACACCGCUCAGCUGUCCGAGGCUGAGGCCGACGCCAUUCGCUUUUACUGGAACUACGAUAUGAUUGGCUCCAUCAAUCCCGUCUACAAUGUCUACCUCGGCGACAACGAGGGUGACAAGUUCGGCGCCCAGCCCAUUCACGACUACAUCGCCGCCCAGGGCAAGCCCGCCGCUUUCGGUGGUUUUGGCAGCAGCUCCGGCGCCGGUGAACCGACCGACCCUUGCUACCACUUGGCUUGCGACACCCUCGACAACAUCAACUGGGACGCCAUCACUAUCAACACCAAGGCCGCUGCCCGUGUUGCCGCUGACUUCGCCAAUGAGCUGCCCGCGGGUCUCCCCCGUCGCAGGAAGACUACGCCUGCCCGCCGCAGCCGUGAGGCUAUCCGCCGCGAGUUCCAGAAGUGGGCUCUCGCUGCUGAGCAGGCUGAGCACGCUAAGAGCUGCUCUCACGGCGAUGACCACGUUGUUUAG